AUGCAAUCAUUACGUCAUCAGCCAUGGUUUUCACAUCAUCGAAACAAGAUUCUUGUAUUGAUACUUGUGGCCAUUAUGGUCAUUUACAUUCUCAUGUUCAAUGCCAUCCGACAUCGAAUUUACGAUACUAAUGACAAUACUAAUGAAUCAAAGAAACAUGACACAACAGCAGAACAACAAUCCAAAGAUUUACUCGAACAUUUAUUAUCUCAACUCAAAUCACAAAAUGAACAAUUACGACAUCAAGUUGUAACUUUACAACAAGAAUUAAAAGUUGCAAAAGUAUUCAAUCCGAACAGAAAUGAUGACAGUGAUGACAGUACUCGUAGUAGUACACUUUCAACAACAACAACUCAUUCUUCUACAACACUUUCAACUCCUUCUUCUUCAACACUUUCUACAACACUUUCAACUCCUCCUCAGUCUCCUUAUAAUGAAUUUGAAUAUUGGAAUCGAAAUUAUUACAUUCGAUCCGAUCCUCAUCGAAAUGCUUGUUCCAAUGAUAUUGGAUUUGGACUUGUGGAGAGAUGGAGAAAUGCAGAGAAAUUAAUUUGUGGGAUUGAUUCAUCUAUUACUACCACAACUACUACUGAAACUACUACUACAACUACUUUAAAAAAACCUUCUACAACUUUUACUACAACUUCAUCAUCAAUUGCUCCAUCCAAAGUCUUGAUGUAUCGCAUUCAACAAACAAGACAUGUGGCACAAGAUAACUUUAUUCGAAUAUUGAACAUGAUUGUUCCAUUAAAUUCAUUCUCUGGAAAUGGAUUCUCAAAUGGAUGGUAUGCCAAUUGUGAAAAAGAUACUUCUCUAUGGGUCGAUCAUGAUCAACGAUUAUUUCAAUUACAUUUGAAUCAUUGGAUGCGAGCAUUUAGAGGAAGUACUAAUUCGAACAAGAUUCAAAAAUGUGAUCAAAUCAUUUCAAAGAGACUUGUUCUUGUUCAGAGAGAUGGUGAAUUUAAUUUAUUUCAUUCCAUGACUGAUUUUGUGAAUAUUUUCAUUAAUUAUUUAAUGAUUUUAGGAAAGAAUGUCCAAGAGGGUCGAAUUCCCAAUGAUUCGACGAAUGAAAAUGUUGAGUUUUUUGAUCAUUUUGUCAAGAAUAGUCACAUUGUUCUCUUGGAUCAUUAUCAGAAAGGAUAUUAUUAUGAAAUUUUAGAGAAAUUGGGAGAUCAAGUGUUCACUCAUUCUGAAUAUAAGAAAUAUUUGCAAGAAGAGUAUCCACAUCUGAAAAUGGAUAGUCUUGUUUGUUUUGAAGAGGUGCUCAUGGUGACUCCUGGAGGAUCAUGUUUUUUGAUGAAAGAUGCAUGGAGACCCAAUCCAUGCCGUGAAUCGGACAUUCUCAAAGCCUUCUCCACCUAUAUCACUCGAAAAGUACUACAAGGACAUCAUCUCGUUCGUAGGAGAGGUCAUCCCCAUCAAGAUCCCAUUAAAAUUGUAUUCAGUACCAGAAAAGUAAAAGAAACAGCUGCUACCAUUUAUAGAAGAAUUAUGAAUGAAGAUGAAUUGAAACAAGCACUUGAAAAUGAUCCCAUUCUGAAACACAAACACAAUGUAGAGAUCAAGUUUAUUGACUUUGGUCAAGUUGGAUCCAUUCAAGCACAAAUUAGAAUCAUUCAUCAAGAGACUGAUAUAUUAAUUGGUGGACAUGGUGCUGGACUCACUCACACCAUGUGGCUUCCAGAAGAAGCUGUCCUUGUCGAAUUAUUCCCAUCAGGUUUUCAUAGCUCAUUCUUUAGAAAUUUGGCGAAAUGGAGAGGUAUUCAGUAUUUGGCCAUGCAAAAUGAUAAAUCAGAAAAUGUGGUGGAUGCUCACAUGCAUUGGACCAAAAUUGAUCCUGAAGAGUUUGUUCAAUUGAUUCGUGCAGCAGUGAAUAUUGUUGAGCAUCAUCAUUUGGGAACUGGAAUUCAUGCUGUUGCAUUUGAUGGUACCAAUGAAAAUCAUCAUUUAUGA
This is a messenger RNA of Naegleria fowleri, 1953 nucleotides long. RefSeq lists its product as uncharacterized. NCBI's taxonomy places the organism in Eukaryota, Heterolobosea, Eutetramitea, Acrasida, Naegleriidae. Gene Ontology annotation, molecular function: glycosyltransferase activity. The transcript has 2 exons. The coding region runs from base 1 to 1953 and encodes 650 amino acids. The record is from RefSeq and is a predicted model, not a curated record.